UAGAAACCAUCAACUUUUCAUUGUCAAAAUUGUCCAGGAAUCAAACAACCCGACGAAGUUAUCUAUUUUCGUUUGUACGUCUGAUGCCUGAACAAUCAGCGCUGGUUCUAUAAAAGGAAAAUAAAGAGCUUCCUCGGGGCGUUACCACAUCUCUUUGUAUACGAUUCUUUGUAAAUGCUCCACUAUUGCAACGAUCCUAUAUACGACUCGUCGAAAUUCCUGUGGACCAUGUGCAUGCAAGUUCAACGGUUUGGAUGCGGAGUUCCAGUUCCCAGUUCCUGUAGUAAAAAAGAUUCUCGCUGCAAGGGUGGAUCGUGUCGUAGACCAGGAUCCUGUUGCAAUUCUGGAUCCUGCUGCGGAUCAUGUGGCCCCUGUGGGCCGCGCUCGAGUGGCUGUGCUACUUGCUGUACCUCCUGCUGUGGGAUAUUCCCCGAAACAUGCUGCGGUCCGUGGUGUGAGUCCUGUCUGGAUCCUGCCUGGUUCUCCUGGCUGGCCCCCAAUAUCCACCGAGCCUGCUGCUGUGCUUGCAUGCCCUGCUGUCGACCUAGGCGCUGUUGAGAUCGUAAUACUGGGACAUUUUUGUGGCACUGAAGAAUUGGUGGAGUAUGCAAAGAAAUAA
Messenger RNA from Drosophila suzukii, 619 nucleotides. Lineage: Eukaryota; Metazoa; Arthropoda; Insecta; Diptera; Drosophilidae. The record is from RefSeq and is a predicted model, not a curated record.